ACCCAAUGAACGUGUGCUCGUGGCGUUUUGUCCCCCGCUGCGGCCGCAUUGCUACAAAGUUUACAGCAGCGACGGUUGAAUCCCAACGGCGGACUUUGGAGUUUGUUACACUGCUGCGGCGCUACAGAAGUUUGUUCGACCAUACAGUUCGUCUUUCCCGGUAACAUAACCCGCGGUGUCUGUUCCGGAGGCCAUAAGGACUCAGUGACCCGCUUGGAAACACAGAGCUAAGCUUUCCAUCUGCUUUCGACUCACGGGCAGACUGAGGCUUUCGUGGUGCUGCUCGAUGCGAAGGCGGUUGUUGACUCACUACCACCAGCACGAGUGUUGCCCCCACGUUUCAUGUGGACCAUGUGCCCUUUGUUAUUUUAGUUUAUAGGCAGUGCUGCGUCACACAGCUUCCGUGAGUUUUUUUUACGUAAAGAUGCACUGUGGACGUCUGAACCACCCGUAGAUUGGAUUUUAGCGUGGAAACUGCUCCUCAGUAACUGGCUAGUAACUUAACGCAAGGUUCUGGAGGUAACGUUAACCAAACGUCGCGUUGACUCCUAAGAAACAUGCCCAUUAGGCGUUUUGGGGGUCACAGGUCUCUUGUCUCUCACGCUCCAAAGCUGUCGUAUGGUUUCACGAAAAUGAACGUUUCAAAAAGUGGAUACCGUGUUUUCUCCGCCAACUCCUCCACCGCUGGCGCCGAGCUAGCCAAGAAGAUCACAGAACGCUUAGGUGUGGAGUUGGGCAAAGCAGUGGUUUAUCAAGAGUCAGAUAAAGAGACUAGAGUGGAUGUGAAAGAGUCUGUCCGUGGGCAGGACAUCUUUAUCAUUCAGACCAUUCCCAGAGAUGUCAACACGGCCAUCAUGGAGCUGCUGGUUAUGUCUUACGCCCUGAAGACAUCUUGUGCCAAUAACAUCAUUGGCGUCAUUCCCUACUUUCCUUACAGCAAGCAGUGCAAGAUGAGGAAGAGAGGAUCCAUUGUCUGCAAGCUGCUAGCUGCCAUGUUAGCUAAAGCUGGGCUAACCCAAAUCAUCACCAUGGACCUCCACCAGAAAGAGAUCCAGGGCUUCUUCACCUUCCCUGUCGAUAACCUUCGAGCUUCCCCCUUCCUCAUCCAGUAUAUUCAAGAGGAGAUUCCAGACUACAGAAAUGCUGUCAUUGUUGCAAAGUCACCUUCAGCUGCUAAGAGAGCUCAGUCCUAUGCUGAGAGGCUGCGACUGGGGUUGGCAGUGAUACACGGGGAGGCCGAUCACUCUGAGUCGGACAUGGCUGACGGGAGACACUCUCCCCCCUUGUCCCGCACCACCACAGGACACAAAGGCCUACAGCUGCCAUUUAUGAUGGCAAAAGAGAAGCCACCCAUCACUGUUGUUGGAGACGUAGGAGGAAGAAUCGCCAUCAUUGUUGAUGACAUGAUAGAUGAUGUGGAGGACUUUGUUGCAACAGCAGAAAUCCUUAAGGCGCGGGGAGCCUACAAGAUCUACGUCAUGGCUACACAUGGCCUGCUGUCUGCAGAUGCACCAAGAUUAAUAGAGGAAUCUGCUAUCGAUGAGGUGGUGGUGACCAACACUGUGCCUCAUGAAGUGCAGAAGCUGCAGUGUCCAAAAAUCAAAACUGUGGAUGUCAGUAUGAUCCUGGCUGAGGCCAUCCGCCGCAUCCACAACGGAGAGUCUAUGGCCUAUCUUUUCCGUAACAUCACCGUGGAUGACUAAGGCAACAAACGCUCACAUCUACAUUCCUGAACACAUAACGCAAAUAUGACCAAACAAACACACCGAUGACCAAGAAAGCAGUUUACUGCAGUGUCUGUUUUAACCUGUUGUUCCUGUUUGUUUUAUUGAUGAACAUGCUGACAGAAACAGACUUUAUUUACUGUACCUUACAUAGGAAGCAAACUCUGUGGGACUACAAACAAUACAAAUUGUUUCACUGAAAUAAUAUAUGUUUCCUUAAAUCUGAAAAUAUGAGUAGCACAACACAAUGUAUCAGAAUUUGACAAAUAAACGUUCUUCUUGGGUGAGAAAA
Acanthopagrus latus (yellowfin seabream) is the source of this 2016-nucleotide messenger RNA. Its product is annotated as phosphoribosyl pyrophosphate synthase-associated protein 1-like. The record is from RefSeq and is a predicted model, not a curated record. Gene Ontology annotation, molecular function: ribose phosphate diphosphokinase activity; magnesium ion binding. The transcript has 10 exons. Gene Ontology annotation, biological process: 5-phosphoribose 1-diphosphate biosynthetic process; purine nucleotide biosynthetic process. Gene Ontology annotation, cellular component: ribose phosphate diphosphokinase complex; cytoplasm. NCBI's taxonomy places the organism in Eukaryota, Metazoa, Chordata, Actinopteri, Spariformes, Sparidae. The coding region runs from base 558 to 1703 and encodes 381 amino acids.